This is a messenger RNA of Malurus melanocephalus (red-backed fairy wren), 2003 nucleotides long. RefSeq names its product peptidyl arginine deiminase 2 (gene PADI2). Gene Ontology annotation, molecular function: protein-arginine deiminase activity; calcium ion binding. The record is from RefSeq and is a predicted model, not a curated record. The transcript has 15 exons. Gene Ontology annotation, cellular component: cytoplasm. Lineage: Eukaryota; Metazoa; Chordata; Aves; Passeriformes; Maluridae. The annotation marks the transcript as partial.
AGAACCGCGCGUGUUCCUGGCAGGGCGGCCCCCGCCGGGGCCGUGGCCUUCGGGGUGAAGCACACGGAGGGCGUGAGCGUGGCCGUGCUGCUGCGGGGCCGCGCCGAGCCCGAGCCCGUGGCCGGCUCCGGGGCGCGGUGGCCGCUGCACGAAGGGACAGCGCUGAGGGUCAGCAUGAGCCGGGCCAGCUCCGAGCUCAACGACAACAAGGUCACCGUCAGCUUCUUCGCCGAGGGAGGGAAGCCCAUCAACCAAGCCGGGGUGUUCCUCACCGGCCUCGGGAUCUCCCUGGACGUGGACGCGGAUCAGGACGGAGUAGUGGAACGGAACAGCCCCAACAAGGCAACCUGGGCCUGGGGACCCAAUGGCCACGGGGCCAUCGUGCUGGUCAGCUGUGACAAGGAGUUCCCCUUCAUCCCCCCYUCCGACUGCGACCACGAGCACGUGUUCAGCAAAGAAGAUUUGCUGGACAUGGCCCCGAUGGUGCUGAGGACCGAGGGGCCCCAGCGCCUGCCCCGUGGCUAUGAGAUCGUCCUCUCAGUGUCCGUGMACGAUGCUGACAAAGUCGGGGUGUUCCAUGUGCAGAAUCCCUUUUUCGGGCAGCGCUACGUGCAGGUGCUGGGCCGCCGGAAGCUGUUCCACAUCGUGCCCUACCCCGGGGGCACCGCCGAGCUCGACUUCUUUGUGGAGGGGCUGCGCUUUCCUGAUGAGACCUUCUCGGGGCUGGUGUCCAUCCACGUCAGCCUCCUGGAGACCCUGGCCGAGGGCAUGCCCCCCUCUCCGAUCUUCACGGACACCGUGCUGUUCCGGGUGGCCCCGUGGAUCAUGACCCCCAACAUCCUGACCCCGGUGACCCUCUUUGUCUGCAGCCUGAAGGACAACUACCUGUUCACCAAGGAGAUCCAGAGCCUGGUGGCCAAGGCCGGCUGCGGGCUGAAGGUUUGCUCCGGCUAUGCCAACCGCGGGGACCGCUGGAUGCAGGACGAGAUCGAGCUCGGCUACACCCACGCUCCCCACAAGAGCUUCCCGGUGGUGCUGGACUCCCCUCGUGAGAGAGGGACGGAGCAACUCCCGGUCAAGGAGCUGCUGGGCCCCAAUUUUGGCUACGUGCACAAGGAGCCCCUGUUCGAAGCUGCGGCCAGCCUGGACUCCUUCGGGAACACGGCGGUCAGCCCGCCCGUGGCCGUGGCCGGCAAGGAGUAUCCCCUGGGAAGGAUCCUCGUUGGAAGCAGCUUCCCCGCAGCCGCGGGCCGCAGGAUGACCAGGCUGGUGCGGGAUUUCCUCUUUGCCCAGCGCGUCCAGGCUCCUGUGGAGCUCUACUCUGACUGGCUGGCUGUGGGCAAYGUCAGCGAGUUUGUCACCUUUGUCCCCACCUCUGACAAAAAGCGGUUCCGGAUGCUGCUGGCCAGCCCCGCCGCCUGCUACCGGCUCUUCCGCGACAAGCAGAAGGAGGGCCAAGGAGAGGCCACCAUGUUCAAAGGGUACUCGGGGACCGACACCAAGCGCAUCACYAUCAACAAGGUCCUGUCCAACGAUGCCCUGGCACAGCAGAACCAGUACGUCCAGCGCUGCAUCGACUGGAACAGGGACAUCCUCAAGCAGGAGCUGGGGCUGCUCGAGGAGGACAUCAUUGACCUGCCGGCCCUCUUCAAGCUGGACAAGCAUGGCAAGGCCGUGCCCUACUUCCCCAACACGGUGCCCAUGCUGGUGCUGGCRGGGGAGCUGGGCAUCCCCAAGCCCUUUGGGCCAGUGGCAGGCGGCGAGUGCUGCGURGAGCGGCGGCUGCGGGAGCUGCUGGAGCCGCUGGGGCUGCGCUGCCGCUUCCUGGAGGACGUGGCCUCGUACCACGGGAGCCUGGGCGAGGUGCGCUGCGGCACCGGGGUCUGGCGCCGGCCCUUCGCCUUCCCCUGGUGGCACUGCACGCCCUAGGCCUGCUCCUCCUGCCAUUCCUCCUCUUCCUCAUCUUCCUCAUCCUUCUCCUUUCCCUCCUUUCCCUCCUCUUU